AUGGUGGACGGCUGCCUUUCCCUUGCUGUGGCCCCCCUCUCUUUGCUACUACUACGGCCCUCCCCCCUCUACUCUUCUCUUCUCUUACUAUCUUCCUACACUACCAACUCCCCAUACAAAAACUCCCCUUACAAAAAAAGUCCUUUUUCUUUUCAAAACAUAUUCCUAAUUUGUGAUCAUCAAAUUCAUUCAUCAUGCCUAAGGAGACCACUACCAAGACCACCCGCAAGGCCCCCGAGAAGCGCGUCCAGCGCCGCAAGAAGGACCCCAACGCGCCCAAGCGUGGUCCGCGAGGAGAACCCCGGCAUCAGCUUCGGCCAGGUUGGCAAGCAGCUCGGUGACAAGUGGAAGGCUCUGAGCGAGACCGACCGCAAGCCCUACGAUGCUAAGGCCGCCGCCGACAAGAAGCGCUACGAAGAGGAGAAGGCCGCCUACCUCGCCAAGGCUGAGGAGGAGGAAGAGGAGGAAUCCUCUUAA
Molecule: messenger RNA, 477 nt
Organism: Penicillium roqueforti
Lineage: Eukaryota; Fungi; Ascomycota; Eurotiomycetes; Eurotiales; Aspergillaceae
Gene: nhp6
Product: high-mobility group nucleosome-binding protein
Exons: 7
Coding region: 1-477 (158 amino acids)
Source: RefSeq, a predicted model, not a curated record